AUGACAGUGGUGAACUCUGUUGAGGAUUUGCCGGAAGAUGUGAAAGAAAUGAUGGCACGCACUCGAAAAAAUCCCAUUUCAGUGUUUCUGGAGAUGUAUAUGCAGAUAUUCAAGGAAGCUCCGAAAGUAUUUGUCCAAAAUCUACCUGGAGACGUAAAGGGAUCGUUCUUCUUUGUUACGUCUGUCCGAAUCGGAAAUGUCGAAGUGAAAGGCUUACCACAUCGUACGAAGAAAGUUGCGAAGUUGGACUGUUUUGUUAAAGGGAUCAAGGUUUUGUGUGAACAAUUUACUGUGGAGAUCGCAAAAUCAUCGCAGGAAUUGGAAUUCAAGCAAGAGAGCACAUUUUUCGAGUUGCUACGCAAGCAUACAUACUCCAAGUUCUAUCAGCUUAGCUCCGAGCGUCCAGAAACUAUUCUAUCCGAAAAGGUCAUAGCAAGCAUAUUCCUGAUUACUAGAAGUGAUGCGGGAAGCCGUGCUGAGAUAAUUUCGUUAGCUACUGGAAACAAAGGUUUAAGAGGUGACUUGCUGAGUCUUCAUGGUUGUAGCGUUAACGAUUGUCACGCUGAAAUCAUAGCACGGAGAGGACUUUUACGUUUCCUAUAUGCUCAAGUCAUUUUGUUCACAAAAACUCCUGCACAAUCAAUAUUUGUCAAGAACACUGAAACAAAGAAGCUUGCUGUGCGAAAAGGGCUCUCGUUUCACAUGUUUGUCAAUACCGCUCCUUGUGGAGAUGCUCGUGUGUACUCUUUCAACGAUGCUGGUCUGGUAAAUGCCAAUGAAGCAGAAACCAAUAGCCUUCUACGAUUUAAAGUAGAGAACGGAAUGGGUACUGUCUUGGGUCGAUUCCCGGAAACUCUCGCUCCACAAACCAUUGAUGGUAUUGCUGGUGGAGAACGAGUGCGAACGAUGUCCUGCAGUGACAAAAUGAUGCGCUGGAAUGUUUUGGGAAUUCAAGGAGGAUUGCUCUCUCUAAUUCUCGAUCCUAUCUACUUGUCCUCUGUGGCCGUAGCAGACAAGGCUGAUGGGAAACGCAUGGAAAGAGCACUGUUUGGACGACUUGAAGGUUUCCAGCCCAAAGCUCCCUUCCAUCUAAACAAGCCAUUCAUUGGUAAAUGUCAGGGUGAUGCUUCGUCACGCGAAUCUACAGCUGGUUCACCUAUAUCGGUAAACUGGAACAUAGCAGACGAUUCUAUGGAGGUUUUACGAACUACUUUUGGCCGUAUAGAUGCCCAUACACCAGAGGAGGUUUCCCGCUUGUCGAAGAAAGAAAUGGCUAUGCUGUUUAAGAAGGUUUGCAGUAGCAUUGGACUUCCUGUACCUGAGGGCUACACUUAUGAAAAUAUAAAGGUUCACUGCAAACAACAUCAGGAAGGGAAGUUAGCCCUAGAGAAUUGGCUGCGUGAGCAGAAGUUAGGAAUGUGGCAGUCGAAACCCGAGGAAGUAUCGAUGUUUGUCGUUUGA
Necator americanus (New World hookworm) is the source of this 1461-nucleotide messenger RNA. RefSeq lists its product as uncharacterized. Bases 1 to 1461 code for a protein of 486 amino acids. The transcript is spliced from 14 exons. Gene Ontology annotation, molecular function: double-stranded RNA adenosine deaminase activity; tRNA-specific adenosine deaminase activity; double-stranded RNA binding. Gene Ontology annotation, biological process: RNA processing; adenosine to inosine editing. NCBI's taxonomy places the organism in Eukaryota, Metazoa, Nematoda, Chromadorea, Rhabditida, Ancylostomatidae. The record is from RefSeq and is a predicted model, not a curated record. Gene Ontology annotation, cellular component: nucleolus; cytoplasm.